AAUGGCUAGGUAUUCACUUGGUCUUGGACUGUGUUUACUUGUGGCGUCGGUCUCUGCAAUUCCAGUUGAUAAUAAUGUAGAAGGAGAGCCAGAGGUCGAAUGUGGACCAACAUCUAUCACAGUAAACUUCAACACACGUAAUGCCUUCGAGGGACACGUCUACGUUAAGGGACUUUUCGAUCAACAAGAAUGUAGAAAUGACGAAGGAGGUCGUCAAGUCGCUGGAAUCGAACUUCCAUUCGAUACUUGCAACGUUGCUCGUACCAGAUCUCUGAAUCCAAAGGGAGUCUUCGUUACCACAACUGUCGUCGUCUCUUUCCAUCCCCAAUUUGUCACCAAGGUUGAUCGUGCCUACCGUGUUCAAUGCUUCUACAUGGAAGCCGACAAGACAGUCUCUACCCAAAUUGAAGUCUCUGAUCUUACCACCGCUUUCCAAACCCAGGUUGUUCCAAUGCCAAUCUGUAAAUACGAGAUUCUUAACGGAGGACCAACUGGAGAACCAGUUCAAUUCGCAACUAUUGGACAACAAGUCUAUCACAAAUGGACCUGUGAUUCUGAAACCGUUGAUACUUUCUGCGCUGUCGUUCACUCUUGCACUGUUGAUGAUGGAAAUGGUGAUACCGUGCAAAUUUUGGAUGAGAACGGUUGUGCUCUUGAUAAGUUCUUGCUCAACAAUUUGGAAUAUCCAACUGAUUUGAUGGCUGGACAAGAGGCUCACGUCUACAAAUACGCUGAUCGUUCUCAACUUUUCUAUCAAUGCCAGAUUUCCAUUACUGUUAAGGAACCAAAUGAGGAGUGUGCUCGCCCAACGUGCUCUGAGCCACAAGGAUUUGGAGCAGUUAAGCAAGCUAACCAAACUGCUCAGUUCUUCAGAGUUUUGAAGAAGAGAUCCGCUCCAGUAAUGGAGAAUAUUCUUGAUGUCCGUGCUGAGCUCACAACUUUGGAAGUUUUGGAAGGAAAUCUCCCAUCUUCUCUCACACAAGCUCAAGCUCUCGUAGCUUCGAGAGAAAUCGGAGAAGAUUCAUUCCGACAAGAAUUGUGUAUCAGCUCUUUCCAUAUCUCCGUUGUCACUGUCUUCCUUGGUCUUACCGUUUUCGUGGCUAUUUUCAUCACUUAUAUGAUCGUAUCCCGUAUGAUGGUGCCAUCCGACAAGAUGCAAUCAGCUUGUUAAAUCUCCAACCAUGUCAACCGAAAUCUCGGUGUGCAAUUUUCUUAUAUAAUUUAUUGAAGCCCUUAUUAUUUUGUUUUUCAAUGAAAAAUAAAUUAAAAUCU
This is a messenger RNA of Caenorhabditis elegans, 1272 nucleotides long. RefSeq names its product Cuticlin-3 (gene cut-3). Bases 2 to 1171 code for a protein of 389 amino acids. The record is from RefSeq and is marked reviewed. The transcript has 4 exons. Gene Ontology annotation, cellular component: plasma membrane. Lineage: Eukaryota; Metazoa; Nematoda; Chromadorea; Rhabditida; Rhabditidae.